Chelonus insularis is the source of this 1243-nucleotide messenger RNA. RefSeq lists its product as uncharacterized. The record is from RefSeq and is a predicted model, not a curated record. NCBI's taxonomy places the organism in Eukaryota, Metazoa, Arthropoda, Insecta, Hymenoptera, Braconidae. The transcript has 2 exons. Bases 158 to 1177 code for a protein of 339 amino acids.
CCUAUCUCUUUUAAGUAUACGGGCAGCCUAAUACAGGGAAAUUUUACUUAAAACUUUUGGGGCAAAAAUAAUACUUGGCUCAAAAUGACUAAUAUUCUACAUGAUGGAAGCCAUAUUGGUUUUCUCAGGACACUUGCAUAUAUAAACGGUAAACUUCAUGGUCAAUGUCAUAGUCUCAUCGUCAGUCCAAAGAAUAACACUCGAUAGCACCAUAAUGUUAUUCUCGCAGAUUUUGUUUUUGUCCUUUGCUGUCAGUGCAUGGACAGCACCACAUUCAGCGAUAAAAUAUUCUUCAUCUGUAAACGAAGGAGGUCCUGAACCAAUUCCAUCGGAUGAUAUUACUAUCAAUGAUCAGACAAUUAGUGUCACAAAGCCACUAAAGCCCAUCGCAGAAGUUUUAGAUCCAUAUCACCGAGGAAUUAAAGUUAUUCAUACAAUUGCUAAAAAAAACUUCUAUGGAUUGUCCAAAAAAUUAUCUCAAAUAAAUUCAUCACCUAUGCGAUAUCAAAUAAAUCCUACUAAAAAUCUUAUCAAUUCAAGAGUGAGUGCACCUUUUCUACUGUUCCAACGAAGACCAUUAUAUGUAGUACCUUUAAGUGUUGUUCAAGGACAAUUAAGUUCUUCUUCAUCAGUUCAGUCUUCAAACCAUCCAUCAGAUGGGAAUCGAUUGACUCAAAAAACUAUGAAAAAUUUAAUCCAAGGAUUUCUCUCAGCAAUAACCAACCAAGAUAACGUAAAAAGUACUACAGUUAACCCAGAACUCAGUGACGAAUUAUCAGAAUCUGGUGAAAAUCAAAGUGGAUCAACAAUGACAACGUCGACGACUGAAGAUUUACAGACAACGACAGCUAUACCAACCGAGUUUGAAUCCACUACUACUUUUGAAACGACAUCUGAGAUUCCUACUACAAAAAGUAAAGAUGAAGAAAUGAUACUUUCAACUAUUCAACCAGAAUUACUGGAUCAAAAUGCAGAAAUUGAUGAAGCCGUAGCUUUUAAUAUUGACGGUGGUAAUAUUUCAUCAACUCAAGAGAGUGCUACCCAGUCACCGAAGAUCAAUAAGGACAACUUUUACGUAAUUUACGGAAGACCCACAUUGACAAAGAAAGAUAAUUCGUUGUUAUUAAACGCAAAUAUUGGAGUGGCAGUGUCUUUAAAUGGAUCGAACAUUGACUGAAGUUGUUGUAAAAGUUAAUAAUAAUUGCAGUGACUCAAAUAAAAAAGUUUAUAACAAUCUCCAGUA